Sodiomyces alkalinus F11 is the source of this 192-nucleotide messenger RNA. RefSeq lists its product as hypothetical. The record is from RefSeq and is a predicted model, not a curated record. Bases 1 to 192 code for a protein of 63 amino acids. The transcript is spliced from 2 exons. NCBI's taxonomy places the organism in Eukaryota, Fungi, Ascomycota, Sordariomycetes, Glomerellales, Plectosphaerellaceae.
AUGACGGCUGCGUUUCUGUGGUAUAAAUGCUUCGCAAGGUGGGGCGAAAUGGGGGACAAGGAAGCCGUCGGCUGGCUUGGCUGGCUAGGUUGGCAUGAACGAAUGGUAAAAGGGAAACCUACCAAAUAUGUCGGUGCGUCUGACCAUCUGUGCAUGUCUGAGCAUCUUAAUGCGAGGAAGUUGGUUCAAUAG